Messenger RNA from Prosopis cineraria, 1545 nucleotides. RefSeq names its product heparanase-like protein 1. NCBI's taxonomy places the organism in Eukaryota, Viridiplantae, Streptophyta, Magnoliopsida, Fabales, Fabaceae. Gene Ontology annotation, molecular function: beta-glucuronidase activity. The transcript has 9 exons. Gene Ontology annotation, cellular component: membrane; plant-type cell wall. The record is from RefSeq and is a predicted model, not a curated record. The coding region runs from base 1 to 1545 and encodes 514 amino acids.
AUGGAAGCAAACUUAGCUUUCUUGUGUAUUCUUGUUUCAUUGUUUACUUUGUGUCAUUCAGAAGAUGUGAAUCUUAAUGUGAAAGUAAUAACAUCGAUAGCCAAUACAGAUGAAAAUUUUAUAUGUGCAACUUUGGAUUGGUGGCCUUCUGAUAAGUGUGAUUAUGGUCAAUGUCCUUGGGGACAAGCAGGCAUUCUUAAUUUGGAUUUGAAUAACAAGAUCUUGAUUAAUGCUAUGAAGGCAUUUAACUCUCUGAGAAUCAGAUUAGGAGGAUCAUUAGAAGAUCAAGUGGUGUACAGAUUUAGACACCCAAAAAGUUGCCCAGGAUUCACAAAGAAUCAAGAUGGCUUGUUUGGUUUUAGCUCUGGAUGCCUUAACAAUACCAGAUGGGACCAAAUCAAUGACCUGUUCAAUAAAACUGGAGUCAAACUCACAUUUGGGUUGAAUGCUCUCCACGGAAAGAGCAGAUCUAAGGAGGAUAAGGUUCUUUGGGUAGGUGAUUGGAACCCACAUAAUGCUGCUACCCUCAUGGCUUACACUGCUUCAAAAGGAUACAAAAUUGAUUCAUAUGAAUUAGGAAAUGAGUUAUGCGGUGAUGGCAUUGGUGCAAGAAUAGAAAGCGUGCAAUAUGCAAAAGAUAUCACUGAACUUAGAAAAUUAGUGAAUAUGUUUCAUCCAGAUCCCACAACAAGACCCCAAGUGCUUGCCCCUGGAGGUUUCUUCAAGAAGGAAUGGUUUGAUAGCUUCUUACAGAAUACUGCAUCUGGUGUUGUUGAUGGAGUCACCCACCAUAUUUACAACCUUGGUGCUGGUGUCGAUAAGAAUUUGAUUAACAAGGUGCAAGACCCAUUUUUCUUGAGCCAAGUGACUCAAACAUUUAAGGAUGUAUCGACAAGUGUAAAAGAUUAUGCACCAUGGGCUCAACCAUGGGUUGGAGAAUCUGGGGGAGCCUACAAUAGUGGAGGCAAAAAUGUGUCACAUACCUUUGCUAAUGGCUUCUGGUAUUUGGAUCAAUUGGGCAUGACAUCAACCUUCAACCACAAGGUUUAUUGUAGGCAGACACUUAUUGGAGGAAACUAUGGUUUGCUCAACACGACAUCAUUCAUCCCUAACCCUGAUUAUUAUGGAGCUCUACUAUGGCAUCGACUUAUGGGGACUAAAGUACUCUCUGUAAACCAUGAAGGCUCACCAUAUCUACGUGCAUAUGCUCAUUGUUCAAAGAAUAAGGCUGGUGUGAGUGUUCUACUGAUAAACAUGUCGAAUUCUACUUCCUUCAAUGUGACUGUUAAUAUUGACAUGAAUCUAUAUCCAAACCAACAAGUUUUUAACUCAGAGAAGAGGGAGGAGUACCAUUUGACUCCUAAAGAUGGAAACAUUCAAAAUGAUGUUGUUUUGCUAAAUGGACAAGUUUUAAGCUUGACUGAAUCUAAGGACAUUCCUUCCAUAGAGCCUGUGCUUGUGGAUCCUUCUUCUCCAAUCAAUGUGGCUGCUCAUUCCAUUGUCUUUGCUCGUUUCAACAACCUUAAUGCACCUGUUUGUGCAUAG